CAGGGUUGCACUCAAAAGCCACACGCUGAAAAACGCAGUGUGGGCACAUCGCCCUUGAAACCAACAGCAAAAGGCAGUGUGAGGACUGGGGGUUGCAGGCUGGAUUUGGAGAAAAUUAAAACAGAUCAGGGUGGGGUUUCCAUAGGAAGCACGGCUGGUCCACCUCCCGCCGCCGGACACCGCUCCUGGGCUGUGGUGGUGGCAGUCCUUCUGCUCCCCGCCGUGGUGUCCCAGCCCGCGAUGCUCCGCUUCCCGUCCUGGGGUGAUGGCAGGGCUGGGGGCAGCCUCCGGACCUCCGUGCUCUUCUUGCUCCUUUCCAGCUGGUGAGUGGCGUUCGGCAACGGGAGAAGAUGCGGCGGCUUCGUGCAUGCACUGAGGUCCGUUUGGGGAUGCAGAGGCAGCUGGGGAAGCCCAUGCCUGCCAGCCGGAGUGGCGGGGCUGUGGGCAUUGUCAGCGGGCUGCUGCUGCUGGGUCGCUCCGCUCUGCAGCUCCCGGCCUUCUGGUGGUACCUCUUCCUCUCCGCUGACGCUCAGGAGGUGGCCACGUUCACGGUGCAAUACCGGCUGUACGAAGAGGUGCCGGAGGGCACGGUGAUAGGGACAUUGGCUGAGCACUUCGAGUGGGGUGAGAGCGGCGAAACGGAGGAAAGCUUCCGUCUGCUGCAGAGCCCCAGGGGGUUCCCACUGCGCGUGGGGAGCGGGGACGGCGAGCUGAGCACGGCUGGGCGGGUGGACAGAGAGCAGCUGUGCCGGCACGGUAAUCCCUGCUGGGUCUCCUUCGAUGUGCUGGCCGCCCGGCAGCUGGCUCUGAUCCAUGUGGAGGUCCAAGUGCUGGACAUCAAUGACAACGCGCCCCGCUUCCCCACACCCAAGCUGGAGCUGGAGAUGUCGGAGAGUGCAUCGCUGCGGACGCGCAUCCCGCUGGACCGAGCCUUGGAUGCUGAUGCUGGCCCCAACGCACACUGCUCCUACACGCUGUCCCCCAGCGAGCACUUUGCGCUGGAUGUUGUCUCCAGCUCCGAUGGCACAAAGCACGCCGAGCUCGUCGUGGUUAAAGAGGUGGACCGGGAGCUGCACUCCUCCUUCGACCUUGUGCUGACGGCUGCUGACCAUGGGGAGCCACCGCAGUCGGGUACUGCUUUAAUUAAAGUCAUCGUCCUCGACUCCAAUGAUAACAGCCCCGUGUUCGCAGAGAGCUCUUUGGUUGUUGAGGUUCGGGAGGAUGCUCCUCCUGGGACCCUCCUGGUGAUGGUCACAGCCACUGACCCUGACCAGGGUCCCAACGGGGAGAUCGAGUACAGCCUCAGCAAGCACGCGCCCCUGGAGGUGCUGAGCGCCUUCGGCAUUGACGCCCGCACGGGCAGCGUGGUCCUGAAGCGCCCGCUGGACUAUGAGGAGACCCACGCCUACGAGCUGGACGUGCAGGCCAGGGACCUAGGCGCCAACCCCAUCCCAGCGCACUGCAAGAUCCUGGUCCAAGUGCUGGACGUCAAUGACAAUGCGCCCGAUGUCCACGUCACCUGGGCGGCGCAGGCACCUGUGCUCUCAGAAGCUGUCCCCAAAGACAGCUUCGUGGCCCUAGUGACGGCCAGUGACCCUGAUUCAGGGAACAACGGGCGGGUGCAUUGCUCCCUGAGCCCUGGGGACGAGCACUUCAGGCUGAAGAGGACCAACAGCCACAGCUACCUGCUGAUGACCAGCGCCACGCUGGACAGGGAGCUGCGCGCCGAGUACAACCUGACGCUGGUGGCGCGGGACCAGGGCGAGCGCUCCUUGGCUGUGCUGAAGCACCUCACCAUCUGCAUCAGCGACGUCAAUGACAAUGCCCCCUCCUUCGAGAGGGCCGCCUACGAGAGCACUGUGAAGGAGAACAGUGAAGCGCCGACCUCCUUGCUCACUGUCCACGCCACCGACCCUGACCUGGGUUUCAAUGGGAAGAUCACCUACAGCAUCCAGGACACCUCGGUUUCAAGUCUGGUCUCCAUCGACCCCACCACCGGGGAGGUUUUUGCCCUCCAAGCUUUUGAUUACGAGCAGAUGAGCAGCCUGGAGUUCUUGGUGACCGCAGAGGAUGGCGGCCACCCCAGGCUGGCCUCCAACGUCUCUGUCCAGCUGGCUGUGCUUGACCAGAAUGACAAUGCGCCCGUUAUCACCGAGCCGGUGCUGGUGGGUGGCGUGGCCACGCUGUCCGUCCUGGUCGGCACCGAGACAGGGUGCAUCUGGGUGACCCCUGGGAACGGGAGCACCCUGGGGACAGCGGUGGCCAACGCCACGCCGGUGUCAUGCUCCGACGCUCCCCUCCUCUUCACCGUGGUGGCCAGGGAUGGAGACUCCGGUCCCAACGGGGCUCUGAGGUUUGACCUCAUGGGCGGGAACGGCGCUGGGCUCUUCGUGCUGGACCCACUCUCAGGGCAGCUCUUCCUCAACACCACCAAUGCCACCAGCCUCACCGGCACCCGGUGGGACCUAGCCAUCAGGGUGAGCGAUGGUGGGGACGAGCCCCUGCACACCGAGGCAUGGGUGCACUUGCUCUUCCGACGCCACGGGGCUUUCUCCAAAAUCUCCGCCUGGGAGCCGGGGCGGCUGAGCCCGCCCGUGGUGGCUGUCAUCUGCUUGGCCGCUCUCUUGGGUGGGUGCCUCCUCUUUUCGGCUUUAACCCUGUCCCUGCGCAGCAAGGAGAAGAAGGACGGCAUGGCCUACAACUGCAGGGUGGCGGAGGACACCCACAGGCAGCAGCAGCUGAAGAAGCCGCCCCGGCAGAUCCAGAAGGCCGACAUCCACCUGGUCCCAGCGCUGCGGGGCCGGCCCCGGGGCGCUGAGCCCCUCCAGCCCUGCCCAGAGGGCUCCCCGCAGCCUCCCAUCCACCUCACCCCCACUCUCUACAGGACCCUGAGAAACCAGAGGACCUCAAAGGACUCGGAUGAGGAGCAAGGGAUGUUCAACCUCACCAUCAUGCAGCGCCGGCCCUGCCAGCCCCACAGACCCAAAAAUGCGUCCGUGAGCCCCCCAGACGUCCUGCCACAUGGUGAAGGCUCGGAGAAGCCACUGCUGGGAGAGUCCCUGCUGUACCCACCCCAGCCAGUGGGCACCACGCCGCAGGGACCGGGGCAGCCCCCGCCCCACCAGCACAUCCUCAGGAGCCUGGUCCGGCUCUCGCUGGUGGCCCUGGCAGAGCAGAGCCCCAACGGGGAGUUCGCCAUGGAGUCGGCCCCGGUGCAGCAAAUCUCUCAGCUGCUGUCUCUGCUGCACCAGGGCCAGUUCCAGCCCAAAACAAACCACAGGGGAAACAAGUACACGGCCAAGAACGGCAGCAGGGCUGCGGGGCUGGAUGCUGACUGCCUGAGCACGAAGGACAGCGGGCAUGGCGAGAGCGAAGCCGAGGACCGCGAUUCGGAGAGCGGCUUUGACCUCUCCGUGCCGCAGCUGGUGGGAGAGGAGCUGGAGACCCUCCUGGAGCCGCAGGCAGAGCUGGCCCUCAAGAGGCUGACGGCUGCUGAUCCAGCAUGGGUGGCGCGGCUCUCCCUGCCGCUCACCGGUAGUUACAAGGACAAUGUCUUCUCCCCUGACUCUCUGCAUUCACCUCAGGACGAGGAAACUGCAAGGCAGGAGAAACCACGGACCUUUGAGACCUUUGGGAAAGGGGCUGGGUCUGACUCAAACACCGCUGGGACAAGACUGGCCAGCACUUUCCUUUCAGAAAUGAGCACCCUCUUUGAAAUGAUUCUGUCCCAGAAGGUCCAAGUCCACAAUGAAACAGGUUCAGGGCUUCUGCGGCAGCUGUCAGCACGUGGGAAGAGCCUUGGACUGGAUGACAGUGCUCCUGUUCUGUAG
Molecule: messenger RNA, 3830 nt
Organism: Cygnus olor (mute swan)
Lineage: Eukaryota; Metazoa; Chordata; Aves; Anseriformes; Anatidae
Gene: PCDH12
Product: protocadherin 12
Exons: 5
Coding region: 351-3830 (1159 amino acids)
Biological process (GO): homophilic cell-cell adhesion
Cellular component (GO): plasma membrane
Molecular function (GO): calcium ion binding
Source: RefSeq, a predicted model, not a curated record